UGUAGCUACACCAACAUGACAGGCAUCUGUUGUGUCCAAACUGCGCAUGAGCGGAAAAAGGUGGAAGAGAGCGAGGCAGCUGGAUGGGAAAAAGGGAGUCGGGCAAUUACAAACAUGAACAAGCUGAAGUCCUCACAGAAGGAUAAAGUUCGACAGUUCAUGAUCUUCACACAAUCAAAUGAGAAGACGGCAUUGACCUGUCUGUCACAGAAUGACUGGAAACUAGAUGUCUCCACAGACAACUUUUUCCAAAAUCCAGAUCUCUACCAUUCAAAUCUAAAGGGAGUGUUGGACAAGAAAAGGUUAGAACAGCUCUACAACAGAUACAGAGACCCACAAGAUGACAACAAGAUUGGUAUAGAUGGUAUCCAGCAGUUCUGUGACGACCUGGGCCUGGACCCGGCCAGUAUUAGUGUGCUCUUCAUCGCCUGGAAGUUCCGGGCUGCAACACAGUGCGAGUUCUCCAGACAGGAGUUCAUGGAUGGGAUGGCAGAACAAGGGUGUGACAGUAUAGAGAAACUAAAAGCCCAACUACCAAAAAUGGAGCAGGAGUUAAAAGACCAUGGGAAAUUUAAGGACUUUUACCAGUUUACAUUUAACUUUGCAAAGAAUCCUGGCCAGAAAGGUUUGGACUUAGAAAUGGCAAUUGCGUAUUGGAAUUUAGUACUGGCUGGAAGAUUCAAAUUCCUGGAGCUGUGGAACAAAUUUUUAGUGGAGCACCAUAAACGAUCAAUCCCUAAGGACACCUGGAACCUCUUGUUAGACUUCAGUACAAUGAUAACUGAUGACAUGUCCAAUUACGAUGAGGAAGGAGCAUGGCCAGUCCUCAUUGAUGAUUUUGUGGAGUUUGCACGACUGCACAUCGGGACCAAAAGCACCGCUGUCUAGGGACCGCCCAAACUCGGAGGAACGUCCAUGCGUUUGUUUAUACAAAACCACAACCGAGGCGGAGAAACGGAGCACAGGGGACUGCACUGAGCUGAGAUCUAUGUUGCCUUUUCCAACCCUCAGGACUGAGAUGUUUUACACAACAGACAAUAUAAAAGGCAUAUCUCCUCGUCGGUCGUCUUGUGGUGGUUUGGGAUUUUAUCUUUAGUAUGGGGCUUUUUUCGUGUCAACUCUAGCCAACUGGAGAGGAGUCGCCAUCCUGGACCUUACAGUUCCUGUCCCAGUGUUUAGUUGACACAGUCGAGGUUCACGUGAAGCAAACCGACACCCCGAAAAGACAAAUACAAUUGUAUCGUAUUCUAAACACGAGGGUCCGUGAGGGAAUGUCAUUCUUUAAAUAUUAAAUUACAUUUUAAUACUUUGUGUGCAUUCCUGCUAUGAAUAUGAAUUUUGUUUUAUGAGACUUGUGACAGAACAGUACAAAAACAUUUGAUUGUAAUUUUUGUUAGUUUUAAGCAUAAUGCUAUUCCAGUACAAAAGUAUAAGGUAAUAAAUGUUUCAAUUUUA
Molecule: messenger RNA, 1455 nt
Organism: Salvelinus fontinalis (brook trout)
Lineage: Eukaryota; Metazoa; Chordata; Actinopteri; Salmoniformes; Salmonidae
Product: DCN1-like protein 1
Exons: 7
Coding region: 16-888 (290 amino acids)
Biological process (GO): protein neddylation; positive regulation of ubiquitin-protein transferase activity
Cellular component (GO): ubiquitin ligase complex
Molecular function (GO): ubiquitin conjugating enzyme binding; cullin family protein binding; ubiquitin-like protein binding
Source: RefSeq, a predicted model, not a curated record